Messenger RNA from Penicillium pulvis, 420 nucleotides. RefSeq lists its product as uncharacterized. The transcript is spliced from 2 exons. The record is from RefSeq and is a predicted model, not a curated record. The coding region runs from base 1 to 420 and encodes 139 amino acids. NCBI's taxonomy places the organism in Eukaryota, Fungi, Ascomycota, Eurotiomycetes, Eurotiales, Aspergillaceae.
AUGACUCAAUUCAAGAACUACGACUCUAAGACUCCCACCUACUCUGUUUCUAUCGAGUCUUCCGAGCUGGGUAAGCCCGAGAAGAACGAGCACGAGAACAUCAGUGCCAAGGCACCAUGCCCAACGCACGGCCCAAGCCAGUCUGAACGAUUCGAUCGCGAAUUGCAAAGGCCACAAGCACAGGAGAUGAUUCGUGCAUUGACAAAGGCGUUGAAUGAUAUCAAUGACCAGGACAAGUGCACCAAGUGUGCGGUGGAGAAUGCCUCAACUCUUCUCACCACUCAUGUCCGGGACAUCAGAGCGCUGAAGCAGAAUGGCGAGUGGACCAAGGAAGAACGAAAGGCUCUUAAGGCAGAGGUCAAAGGCAUUUUCAAGCCUGUGAAGAAGAGCGUGAAGGCCUUGUGGAAGGAUGGACGAUAG